CCUCCCCCCGGUAUGGCCCUGGCCCCGCCCCUUUCUUUCACUCUCUUCUUCCUGGCUUCGGAAGAGCGAGAGCGUCUCGUGGAGCGAGCGAGCGGGCGGUCAUAGGUGGUCUUCCAGAGGGAGGGAUGUUGCUCCGCAGCCGGCGCUUCCUGUGGGGCCCCUCAGCCUUCUGGAGGCCUCUCUUCCAGGGCCGCCUCCUCCUGCUCACCAACACCCUCAGCUGUGGGGGGCUCCUGGCCGCUGGGGACACCCUCCGACAGGCCUGGGAGAGGAGGAAGGGGAGCGGGAGACAGGAGCCUCAACACCACCGCAAGCAGGACCUGGCCCGCACAGCACGCAUGUUUGCCAUUGGCUGCAGCAUGGGCCCGCUGAUGCAUUACUGGUACCUGUGGCUGGAUGGGGCCUUCCCUGCAGCCGGCUUCAGCGGCAUCCGGAGUGUCUUGAAGAAAGUCUUCAUCGACCAGAUCGUGGCUUCGCCAGCGCUGGGUGUCUGGUACUUCUUGGGAAUGGGGACCCUGGAAGGGCAGGCGCUGGAGCAAAGCUGGCAGGAGCUGGAAGAUAACUUUUGGGAGUUUUAUAAGAUGGACUGGUGCGUCUGGCCGCCGGCCCAGUUGGUCAACUUUCUCUUCCUGCCCCCCAAGUACCGCGUGGUCUACAUGAACGUCAUCACGCUCGGAUGGGAUACCUACCUCUCGUACCUGAAGCAUCGCCCCAAACAUCAGUCUCCCAGCUUGGAAGAGGAGCCCGAAGCCUGUGCCACCGAGAUCCAAACAGCCGGAUGAGAAAAACAGGGCUUUGCUUGCGUUUCCGUCUUUGCGGCGACGAGGGGUUCAUCUCCUUUUCCUCCGUCCAUCUUCCUUAAACCGGGAGCAGGUCUCUCUGGACAGGUACGCAGUCGGGUGCGUCCUGAUUGAUCGUUUGCCUUUUCGAACAAGAGACUCAAGAGGUGCCAAAAUCAUGGAUUUUUUCUUUUCUUUGUAAUUAAAAAGAGGAAAUAAAAGACCCAAAGGGGGCUCUACAAGGGAA
Messenger RNA from Anolis sagrei ordinatus, 1026 nucleotides. RefSeq names its product MPV17 mitochondrial inner membrane protein like 2 (gene MPV17L2). Gene Ontology annotation, biological process: mitochondrial ribosome assembly; cellular response to reactive oxygen species. The record is from RefSeq and is a predicted model, not a curated record. NCBI's taxonomy places the organism in Eukaryota, Metazoa, Chordata, Lepidosauria, Squamata, Anolidae. Gene Ontology annotation, cellular component: cytoplasm; membrane; mitochondrion.